CAGUUGAGCGCGUUAUUCGGUAAUUUAGUUCGUUUUCACUUCGUUCACCAGUGGUUAGUUUGUUUUGUGGUUUUGGAUAUGUGGGCUACAGCCUCCAAACAAACUGCAAAAGGUGAAAUUAUUCAAGACAAAAAACCUCCAAAAAAGAUUUGCAACCCAUUGCAAAAUGCAAAAAAAGAUUCCAUAAUAAACAAAACUCAGGAAGAAGAUAAUAAUUUUGCGGCCAGUUUUUUAGGAAGCCCAAUCAUAGAUCAGUCAUUAGUUGAUCUUGCAUUAAAAACUCCAAAAUGUAUAUCAGUGUCUCGGGUGCUGGUUUUAUACACUGGGGGUACCAUUGGAAUGAAAUGUGUAAAUGGUGCUUAUCGUUCAGUGGAGAAUUUUUUUCUGCCUACCUUAAAUCAGAUGCCUACCUUUUGCGAUCCAGAUUUUCAAAUUCAUAUUAAUCAAUUCAAUAUUGAACAUUUACAUCGAAAAUUAUCAAAAUCUACCAUUACUUCAUCUUAUUCACCACAUACAAAAUUUUCAAAACGUGAAUCUAGUAUAACUGUAUCAGAUCAUAUACAAACAUAUGCUUUACCAAUUGAUAAUACAGGACAUCGUAUUUUAUAUACCAUUGUUGAAUAUUGGCCAUUAUUAGAUUCAUCUGAUUUAAGUAUGAAUGAAUGGAAACGUAUAGCAAAAGAUAUUUAUGCAUUUUAUAAUGAAUUCGAUGGAUUUGUUAUAUUACAUGGUACAGAUACACUUGCUUAUACAGCAUCAGCAUUAUCAUUUAUGUUAGAGAAUUUAAGUAAACCAGUCAUUAUAACUGGUGCACAAUUGCCUGUUUUUGAAUUUCGUAGUGAUGGAUGGAAUAAUUUUAUUGGUGCAUUAAUGAUUGCUGGUGGUAAAUAUGCAAUUAGUGAAGUGACUGUAUUAUUUCAUUCUAAAUUAUUUCGUGGUUCUCGAGUAGUAAAAUGUUCCAGUAAUAAUUUCGAUGCAUUUGAAUCACCAAAUUAUCCAGCUAUUGCAGAAUUAGGCACAGAAAUUGUAGUGAAUUAUAAUUUAAUAUUUCGUCCAACUGGAUUACCGAAACCAUUUUCUAUUCAUACAAAUUUAUGUCAAGAUGUUGCAAUAUUGAAUAUGUUUCCAUUAAUAUCGAAAGAACACAUUGUUUCCAUGUUAGCACCUCCUAUUAAAGGAGUUGUUCUUCGAACAUAUGGAGCUGGUAAUAUUCCAUCUUCUCGUCAGGACCUACUGGAUGCAUUAAAAGAAGCUUCUGAUCGAGGUAUGCUUAUGGUUAAUGUUACACAAUGUUGGCGUGGUGGCGUCAAAGCAGUUUAUUCAACUGGGAUGGUUCUCAAUGAAUAUGGUGUAACUCCAGGAUAUGAUAUAACAACUGAAGCAGCCCUUACUAAAUUGGCUUAUAUAUUGAGUAAAACAGAAAAUGAAGAUUAUUCUAGUAAACGUACAAUGUUAUUAAGUAGUUUACGAGGUGAAGUCACUGUUGAAGGUGAAGAUUCUAGAGCAGCUAAUGUAUCAUUAUAUAAUAAAAAUUGUUUAAAUCAAGAUAGAAAUUUGAUGGUAUAUUUUGCUAAAUUAUUUUCAACAACUUCAUCAGAUGAUUCUGAAGGAACUGGUUCAAUGUGGGUUCAACGUUUAAUACCAACACUUGGUUGUUGUGCAGCUGCAUCAAAUAAUGUAUCAUGUUUAAAAGAAAUAUAUCAUAUAAUUGGUCAUUUACAGUUAUUUGACACUGAAGGAUGUACUCCACUUCAUAAAUCAGCAUUUUAUGGUCAUAUUGCAGCAACAAAAUAUUUAUUAGAAUGUGGUGUAUCAGUUCAUAUUGCUGAUAAACGUGGUUAUACUCCAUUACUUUGUGCUUUAAAUAGUUUAUUUCCAUCAUCUGAACUGGUACAAUUAUUAUUAGAUGCUGGUGCUGUAUUAAAUGCUGAAAGUCAACUUGUCACUAAAUUAGUUCAUCAAGCAGUUUCACAUGGUGAUAUAGAAAGAUUACGUUUAUAUCAAUUGGCUGGAUAUUCAUUUUGUAAUAUGGAUGAAGAAGGUCGUUCAGCUUUACAUGUAGCUGUAGCACAUCGACAAUUGAAUUCAAUUAAAUUUCUUAUAUCACCAAUAAAUAAUACUGAAAAUUCUCAAGAUGAAGAGAAGAAUAAUAAUGCAAACACAACAGAGCUAGAAUCAGGUGCUGGUAUAGAUCCAAAAUGUCAUCAUACAUUAUGGGGUACAACUGCAUUAGAUGAAGCUAAAUUACGACAUUUUGAUGAUAUUGUACAAUUAUUAGAAACAAAUAUAUGA
Schistosoma turkestanicum is the source of this 2292-nucleotide messenger RNA. The record is from the annotation of a GenBank genome assembly. Lineage: Eukaryota; Metazoa; Platyhelminthes; Trematoda; Strigeidida; Schistosomatidae.